UUACAACAUCGGGUCUGUAAAGUUGGAGUGUCGUUGAUUUGGUGUUCGGCACUUUCCAGCGCGCUAUUAUGAAUUACCGGAUUUUGAGCGAUGUGAUUGGCAAUUCCCGAGUCCUAAUGGGCCAGAGCGAUCCACGGGGCAUUUAUGAGUCGUCCAACGCCAAACGCGGGGUGACGCCACUUCCGAAUCCAACCUGGAAGACAAGCACAACGUGCACGUCAGCGUCCAGCAUCUAUCAAACAGACACGGCAGAGCUUCUGUUGAUCAGCAUUAUAAACGUAGAUACUAGUUUGGGCAAAUCGUCCUGGAGCCGACGCCCUGGAUCCAUCAUCAACAAGCAAUCGCGUGUCAGACAAGGUGGCGGGUGUUUUAUGGACGAAGCCGGCAGCUCCAUCGCAGGAGACUGUUUCUCCUUCGGCGUCCCCAGCUCCAAGACCUCACACAUCUGUUCCAAUGACCCAACCAUCCUCGUUGCCACCGCUCACGCCGCAGUUUUGUUUCUCGACAACUGUCCUUCGAGAUUUUCUUCGGCUGUCGAGGGGCACCAUUGAUGACACAAUCACACAAAACCUCAAUGCCUUAGCAACACCAUCUAGAGCGGGGUUUGAUCCAACUUCCACCUCUCGCCUGGCGCGGCCAGCCACACGGCAGAUUGAUGCAAGCUCCUGCGAAGCCUUCAAGAACCAGGUUCUAUUUCCGUCGUGGCAGUCCCGCUCCGAUGUGUUGAGCUAUUGCACCUUGGUGGCCACGAGCCCUGAUCCCGAUGACCCUGAAGCCACUCUCAGGGAGACAGAAAAAGAGAAAAACAGGGAGCGUGUUGUGGACGAGAGGUUGGAUCCAUAUUCGUCACGUUUCUUCCCACGAGAGGCGCGAACCGAGCAGCUGGCGACAAUACUUCGGCAGGAAAUGGGCGUUGAAAACAUCGUCCGGGCAAGAAGCUGGGGAAUUGUUCGGGAAAGAUGCGGUGAUAUCGAAAACAGCUGGGAAGAUGCUCUUGCUCGCUGGCGAAAGCUCCAUACGGCGUCAUAG
This is a messenger RNA of Podospora pseudopauciseta, 1029 nucleotides long. RefSeq lists its product as uncharacterized. Gene Ontology annotation, cellular component: mitochondrial intermembrane space; mitochondrion. The record is from RefSeq and is a predicted model, not a curated record. The transcript has 2 exons. Bases 454 to 1029 code for a protein of 191 amino acids. NCBI's taxonomy places the organism in Eukaryota, Fungi, Ascomycota, Sordariomycetes, Sordariales, Podosporaceae.